Condylostylus longicornis is the source of this 2991-nucleotide messenger RNA. RefSeq lists its product as uncharacterized. Lineage: Eukaryota; Metazoa; Arthropoda; Insecta; Diptera; Dolichopodidae. The transcript is spliced from 3 exons. Gene Ontology annotation, molecular function: catalytic activity. The record is from RefSeq and is a predicted model, not a curated record. The coding region runs from base 1 to 2991 and encodes 996 amino acids.
AUGGAACCUGGACAAGAGCCUCGGAUAUAUAGACGAUCAACACGGAAUAGACCACGGAAACGAAAUAGGGAUUAUGAUUUGUACUUAGCGUAUUGGAAUGUAAAUACAAUGUUACAGCCAGGAAAAAUGGCAGAAAUAAUUGACGAAUUAACUAAAUAUAAUAUGAAAAUUGCAGCUCUACAAGAACUAAGAUGGAAAGAGCAAGGGGAAAUUAAGAAAAAGUAUUAUUCUAUUUACUAUAGCGGCAGUGAAAAUCAGGGAUUAUACGGAACGGGAUUCUAUGUAAAUAAUCAAGUUCGUAAUAGUAUUAUUGGCUUUGAACCUGUGAGCGACCGAAUAUGUGUUCUCAAAAUUAAAGGAAAGUUUCAAAAUAUAACAUUUGUUUCAGUCUAUGCACCCACAAAUAAUGCAAAUGACGAAGAAAAGGACCUCUUUUAUGAUGAAUUGUCGAAAAUAUGUGAGAAGACAUCAAAACAUGAUGUAUUAGUAGUUGCUGGCGACUACAAUGCUAAAGUUGGUAGGGAAAGCUUUAUAAGGCAGGUUGCGGGAUUGCAUUCACUACACGAUGAAACAAGCGAGAAUGGAAUUCGUUUGGUGAAUUUCGCUUUGGAGAAUAAUUUAUGGAUUAGUAGUGUAUCAUUUAAACAUAAACGUAUACAUAAAUACACAUGGAAAAUACCUGGUGGGGGUAAUAACCAAAUCGAUCACAUAUUGGUUGAUAGAAGGCAUGCGACCACAAUACUUGAUGUAAAGUCGUGUAGAGGUGCGGACUGUGAUUCUGAUCACUACUUAAUUUGGGUAAAAUUUAGACAACGAAUAUCUAAUGAAACUACCAGAAACUCCUACAAACGUGUGAAAUGGAACACUGAUAAAUUGGCAGAUGAUAGAAUUAGGGCGGACUAUCAGACAAAAAUUAAUGAAAAGUUUCAAAACGUAGACAUAUUUCAAGGUUCUUCGGAGAAUUGGCAAGUUAUUGAACAAACUAUUAAAGAUGCGGCUAUGGAAAUAAUAGGUCACCGGUCAAGACGAAACGAAAAUAAUUGGUACGAUACUGAAUGUAAGAGGGUUAAUGAAUUAAAACAUGAAGCAUGGAAAAAAUAUGUUAACAGAGCUACGAGGAGAAAUUUAAGAAGAAAAAAGAGGGAGGCUCUUAAUGCUAAAGUCCUUGAAUUAGAACAAAACUCUAAAAGUCAUAUAAGAAAUUUCUACAGAGGUAUUAAAAACCAAACUACUCCUUACCAGCCCCGAUUGGGCAUUUGUAGAAACAGUUCAAAUGAAAUAAUAAUCGUGGGAGAAAAGAUUUUAGAUAGGUGGGAGGAGUAUUUCACUGAGUUGUUUAAAAAAUCCGAUUAUGAAAAUGAAUUGAACGAAAAUUUUGCGCCAAUAAGUAGCGCCGAAAACAGAGUCGAGGAACCUAGUAUUGAUGAGACAAAAGAUGCAAUCCAUAAACUGAAAAACAACAAAGCUAGUGGCGAAGAUUCAAUAACAGCGGAGUUGAUCAAGUACGGUGGAGAUGCAGUGUUACAGAAAAUACAUGAAUUGAUAAUUUUAAUAUGGAAGAAUGAAGAUAUACCAGAUUCCUGGAAUAGUACGUUAAUAUUUCCUGUGCAUAAGAAAGGAGAUAAAAAAGAGUGUAGAAACUAUCGUGGAAUAUUUCUCUUAAAUACAGCGUAUAAAGUUUUCACAAAUAUCCUAUAUGAUCGCAUUGGCAGCAUAGCAGAGGAAGUUAUAACUGAAUAUCAGUGUGGUUUCAGGAAAAACAAGUCAACCACGGAUCAGUGCUUCAUUUUGAGUCAAAUUUUUGAAAAAUUCAAUGAAUUUUCGAGGGAUGUACACUGCCUUUUUAUUGAUUUCAAACAGGCUUUUGAUAGCAUAAAUAGAGAGAAAAUUUUUGGAGUGAUGCAGAGAUUUGGCAUACCUGAGAAAUUGAUAAGGCUUACUUGUAUCACUUUGAAGGAUACAAGUGCGCAGGUUUUGGUACAAGGAAAAUUAACGACCCCUUUCCCCAUAGAAUCCGGUGUAAAACAGGGGUAUGCCCUUUCAUCACUGAUAUUCAACCUAAUGUUGCAUUAUGCUCUGAAAGAUAUUGGUACUGACAAAACAAUAUUUACCAGGUCAGUACAAAUGUGUGCAUAUGCGGACGAUAUGGUUAUAAUUGCCAGGAAUGUACGAAUACUAAAAGACACAUUUCUAAAACUAGAGCGAAAUACUAAUAAUAUCGGUCUCAGCAUAAACGAACAGAAAACGAAAUAUUUUGUAAAAGCCAGAAACUUGAGGGGUACGCAAAGUUUAAAUAUUGGAAAUUACAAGUUUGAAAGUGUACCUCAAAUUAAGUACUUAGGCGUCAUUUUCUCCAGCUCAGAUGACUCAACCAGUGCCAUUAAAGAAAGAAUAAGUGCGGCUAAUAAAUGUUUUUAUACUCAUUCAAAACUUAUACGUUCCAAAUUACUGUCAAUAAGGAGUAAAUUAAGUAUAUACAGAACAUUAAUUAAACCAGUACUCACCUAUGGUUGUGAAUGUUGGACAUUAAAAACAUCUGAUUCCAACUUAUUAUCUGUAUUUGAAAGAAAGAUGUUGAGAAAAAUUUAUGGUCCGGUUAGAAAUGAAGAUGGAACGUACAGAAUUAGAAACAAUAACGAGCUGGAGGAAUUAAUCAAGCACCAAACGGUCAUAAGAUAUAUAAAGGCGCAAAGGAUAAGAUGGCUGGGCCAUGUAAUCCGAAUGCCUGAAGAUAGCAAGGCUCAAAUAAUAUUAAAUAGAAAAGAAUAUGGAACUCAAGCUAGAGGCAGACCUAAAAUGAGGAGGAUUGAUUCGGUAGUAGACGACCUGAAAAUCAUGAAUGUCAACAACUACAUCACGGCAGCAAAGGAUCGGGAAAUUUGGAAGAGGAUAGUACAGGAAGCUUUGGUCCACAUGGGACUAUUAAUGGCAAUAUUAACAGUACGCCGUGGAUAUGGACCAAUUUUUUUUGAACAAAUUCCAUAUCCAUAA